This is a messenger RNA of Batrachochytrium dendrobatidis JAM81, 843 nucleotides long. RefSeq lists its product as uncharacterized. The record is from RefSeq and is a predicted model, not a curated record. The transcript is spliced from 2 exons. Bases 1 to 843 code for a protein of 280 amino acids. NCBI's taxonomy places the organism in Eukaryota, Fungi, Chytridiomycota, Chytridiomycetes, Rhizophydiales.
AUGAAAUUCGCAGUCACAGUAUUGGCAUCAAUCCUAUUUGCUUGCUCGGUUACUACAGCCAUCCCAGUCAAUCCCAGCGCAACUACAAGUGCUGAAGCUAGUACUUUAGUCGUUAUUCCCAGUUCAAAAACUACACUUUCAGUUGAUUUUAGUAAACCUUCAAAAGAGGAUAUAGCUUUGAUCAAAGAGUACGUAUUGGUGAAGAAAGAUCGUGAUGAUGCGGAGGAAAUGCAUGAAUCGAUACAACUUGAAAGACUUGCUCAACAAGAAUUGGUAAAACGGCUGGAAGAAGAGCUUUCGAGGUUGCUAGGUAGAUCUCAGAGUAGCAAGAAUCCUCUAAAGUAUGGCGAAAAGCGCAAGAAACUUGAACAGAAGCUUAAACAAGAACGAGAAAAUCUUGAUGAACUUACUGGGAAGCUGUGGAAUUCCGAUUAUAGCAUUUUAAAUCGGAGAUUGGGUGGAAUCAAAAUAAAACUUGUAAAGAACUUGACUGGAAAAAUUCUGUAUCGACCAACCAGCCAUUACUUGAGAUUUUUGGAAUCAGAACCCAAGUUUAUGGAGCUCAUCAGCACAUUUGGCAAUUCCACACCAAGCCAACAGCCAGAAUCCGAGCAAGCCUCUACUAGUGGAACCCAGAAUCAAUUACAACAUCAUAAAACGAAACGUCUACAGUUUCAGUCCAACCCACUCAAACAUCAUCCAGUACAUAAAGAGCUUUCAAAUUCUCUCGUUCACAAAAAGCUUAUUCCAGAAUUAGAAAUAACCUCGGAUCAUUCAGGAAUCAACUCAAACAUGACGAUCCAUCCAAUUGAUUCGACUGAUUUGAAUGCUAAUCUAGAUUGA